Messenger RNA from Ectocarpus siliculosus, 4224 nucleotides. NCBI's taxonomy places the organism in Eukaryota, Phaeophyceae, Ectocarpales, Ectocarpaceae. The record is from the annotation of a GenBank genome assembly.
AUGCAUAGCAACACCCGGCCGGAGGCAGUGUGGAACCUCGUCCCUCCAGGGAGGCCGCCUUCAGGACCGGCACUUCACACCCAGGCCAAAAACAGGCCUUUCGCGCUCCUCAAGAGCCUCGAGCCUCCGAGAGGCCCCGACUACUUCCCCAUGGAAAAUUUCCGCAGACCCUUGUGGCCGGACGACGAUCGCGUUGGCGCAAGCGGUAUCGGUGCCGGUGGUGGGCGCGGACACGGCACAGGACCUGGCACAGCCAGCGACCGCCACAUCUCGCAAGCCGCCAACGCUAGAACCAGCCAACACUCGUCCCCUCAUCUCCACACUCCCACGUCGGGACCCCGUGGAACAGGGCGGGGGAUGGCGUCCUUCAGCCCGGCGUUGUCCCGCGCGUCGACGACGAUGAUGACUCCGGUCCAACAGACCCAGCAGAAGCCGGAAGGGUUCAGCAUGUUCGGCGGGAAGGCGUAUUCUACACCUGCGAGCCACGGUAGCAUCUGCAGCCAACCUCCGCUAUCAUCGCACACCCCGAUCGGCAGCAAUACACCUACUGUCGCCCCUGGCACGAUUCCCUACGGCGGUGGCGGUAGCAGCGGCGUUGGCGGCGGGUUAGCUCGAUUCAAGACGCUGGUACAGGAGACCCAGGAAGAGGAGCACAUGAAACAACAAGAGAGACGACGGGGCAGCGGUAGGGGCGGCAGCAGCAGCGGAUGCGGUAUCCGCGACUCCACCGCGCGCGGGAUGCCUUCGCCAUCGUCGAAUUUCCUCUCUCCCUCCUCGUUGAUGGGGUCCCCGCCGAAUGCUUUGACCCCUUGCGACGACUCACCCUCCUCCUCCGCGGCAUACGCCUUCACGCCGUCUUCACCAGCCGCCCCUCCUUCGUACCCCAAUUGGCCUGCCGGCCCCUUGACGGCAGCAGGGCGGAAGAGACCGAGAGCGCCAAGCACUGCUACAGCUGCUCUUGGACGGCCAAUGACCCCAGGGACGGUCCUGUCCGUCGGUGGUGGCAACCUCAGCGCCGAUGUUUCGGGGGCAAGGACCUGGGGUAGCCUGGCCGAAGGCAGCAGAGGCAGGGCAGGGCAGGUGCAGCAGCAGCAACAACAGCGUCGGCAGGCGAACCCAAGGCCGCCUGCCGCACACGGGGCAUCUGGGGCAGCGGCGCGGGCAGGGGUGGCAAGCAGCGUCUCCUCCCGGUCCCCGCGGCCCGCUAGGAACAAAUCUCCGUCGCAAUCGCCGCGCACGUCACAGCCCCCGCCGACGCCCAGGCGGUACAAGUUGGACGAUUUUGCGGGGGCGGACGACGUUUGUUUCAAUGCCGCGGCAUCCUCUGAAGGAUUGGCGAUUUUUCUAGAGAGGUGCGAAGCGAGCGGGGUUGCAUCGCUGUCGGUGCUCUGGGCCGACCUGACAACAAGCUUUUCAGCGAUGACCGUCAAGAGCUGCCUGCCGAGUCAAAGCUGCUUCCGAUGGAACUGCGCUUGUGGUAGACAGCCAAGGGCGCAACAAGCCACUGCUCCGAUGAUAGGCGCCGUGGUUUAUCUUCCGGGCAGGGCUGAGAGGAUUGCGUGGGGAGCCUCCGCUGGGACGGAAAGCGAUACGAGUGGGUGCUCCCAGGAGGACGAUUUUGAAGAGGGAGAGAUGUAUCUCCUUCCCCUGGCAGCCUGUGUCGGAGAGGACAAGGAGGCCGCCAAGGCCGCAGGCUACCACCUCCCGCUCGAUUGCGAGACGAGCUACGAUGAGCGCUGGGCAGCUUUCGCCAAGCUGGUCGCUCUGCCCGUCAAGAAGGUGGCGCUGAUGCCGUUGAUCGCUUGGAGGAGACGCCCAGAAUCCAGAACUUUUCUCGCUCGAUCCGCUGCUGCUGCUGCGGAAGGUGGCAGCAACAGAGAUGGACACGCACCUUCUGCCGACUCUUCGCCGCCGCCGCCGCCGCAGCAGCGGCAGCAUUUGUCAACCAAACACCACACAACGGUAUCCGGGCUUUUUGACACGCGCGUGGCGGCUUGGAUGACGGACACCGGGAAAGCGGACAAAGCCUUAGAAUUUGAAGCGCUGUGUGUUUCCUGGCUCAAGGGUGAGGGGUCCGACGCCGAAGGAGUCAAUGCCGGGAGUGGCGAUGGAGGUCGCUUGCCGGCAAUCGUGGCAGCCGUCGCACGCGCUGAAGGAUGCUGCAGGCGAAACUUAGCCCUAGCGGGGAAGAUUUCGGCCGAGCUAGAAGGGGCAAAGAUGCUGGCCGCCUGCGAACAGGUGGAGAUGCCAGCGAUCCCCGUCCUCGCCGGGAUGGAGGUGUCAGGGGUCGUGUUCCUGCCGGAGAGGGUGACUCGCUUCUCUGACGCCUUGGGGAAUCACCUCGAAGGGCUGAAGCGGACUGCGGUCAAGGCGGUCGGAGGAAGAGACUUCAACCUUGCUUCUCCGGACCAGGUGGCUGACGUCCUGUUCAAGCAUCUCAAGCUUCCAUCCCCUCCCGUAAAAGCUGGGAGCGUUCAUGCUUCAACUUCUGCCGAGGUGUUGGAAGGGCUGCAAGGGAAACACGCCGUGGUUGCACCUAUCCUCGAGUUCCGCGGCGUGAACAAGUACAAGACUACGUACGUGGACAAGCUCGCCGAGAGAGCUCUGGGUGCCGCGGCGGCGGAAAGCGCGGUCCCAGCGAGCCAGGGGGCGGGGGCGGCCAGGAUUCACGCGACGUGGAACCAGACAUCCGCUAGGACCGGCCGCCUCAGCUGCUCGAGACCGAACUUGCAGCAGAUGCCUAAGGGCAGCGAUCCACUCGCCGGAGUGGAGGGAGUGAACGUGAGGGACGCGUUUUCGGCGACGAGGUCGUUCACGCUCAUGGCCGCCGACUACAGCCAAAUAGAGAUGAGGGUGCUCGCCGACGCUUGCCGAGACCCUGGGUUGAGGAACCUCUUCGCCACUCUUGGGGGCACGAACGACGCGGGUGCUAGCACUGGUGGAGGCGACGUGUACAGAAAGCUGGCUGCGCAGGUGUUCGCCAAGGAGGAACACGGCGUCAGCGACGAGGAGCGGAAUCGCGCCAAGGUGGUUUGCCUGGGAAUCACGUACGGUAUGGGAACCCCGCAGGUGGCGAAAAAGCUAGAGAUCACCGAGAGUCAGGCCCAAGGGCUCGUGCGGUCAUUCCUGAAAGCCUUUCCCGGGAUCGAGCCCUUCAUGGCCGCCACACGCAGGUACGGCACACCGUGCAGACACCAAAUCUCUCAGCGAAGGUUCGCGAGGGAGAACGGCUACGUUUGCACCCUGACGGGACGGCGCCGACACCUGCCCGAGAUCAACAACUCUCGCAACGCGGCCGCCAAGGCGCAGGCGGAGAGGCAGGCAGUCAACAGCGUUGUCCAGGGUACCGCGGCCGACAUCAUGAAGACAGCCAUGGUGCUGGUGGCCCGUCGUCUCGAUGCUUGGCGGUCUAGCCUGGAUGAGGGCCUUGACUGUCCCAGGCUCAUCAUGCAGAUCCACGACGAGCUUGUUCUCGAGUGCCCGGCCUGUGAGGAAGACCUGGAGAGACUCAAGGGUUUGCUGGCCGACUGCAUGGAGGUGGAAGCUCCGGCGGUGCUGGGCAUCAAGUGCCCGCUGACCGUCAACAUGCUAGUGGGCAUGUCAUGGGGCAGCAUGAGGAGGGUCGUAUCUCACGACGAGGAUGACGACGAUAGCGAGUAGCCUUGAUUGUGCGUGCGAUGGUGUGAUUUUCACAUGGUAGACUGCGCUACCGGCCUGAUCGACAUGAAACGUUGGUUGUGUGUGCGGGCGCGUAUCCCGCUCAUUUUCUUUCCUACAAAAGGCGUUGUUUGGAAUUGGUCCCUAGAUGACAACGGCAACGACAACGAUAUCGCCGUUGAUUGAUUUGUCUCUGUUGUUUGUGCCUUGUUUUAUUUCUCGUCCCAGAACUUCCUUGUCGCUAAAGUUGAGUUGAGCAAAACGUUGUUGCUGGGUGCAACAAAUAUUUUCACCGUUGGCUGCACCCUCGUUUUUGCUGGGAAAGGCAGCGUUACUCUCUUUUGUACUGCUUGCAUUGUGGUCGACGUCGUGUUGUACGCAAUGUAUUGUACCACGUUGGUUUACGUGUGGAGCCGAUUUGAGCAACGCGUUCUCCUGUGCUGCAUCGGUACGUAGGAAAAGUUGCAGCCUGGUUGUGUUAGUUCACGAUACGCGGGAAUGGUGUUGUACGCCUGUUUUUGUCUUUCGCUUGGUUCGUGGCGUAACCCAUCAAAAUGUUUCUCAGAU